GUCCAGUCCAGCCGAUCUGCACCAGCAAAUACAGUAAUACAGUAAUUAUAAGCCCUGUGGUGAAUCGCGGACAGCCUCAUUAUUAACCACUGCCUACCAUUGCAGCCCAGCGGCAUAGAAAGUUCCUACACCUCACCUGUUCCAUCAUCUCGUUUGGACCCAUCAUCAGCAGCAGCGUGACGUGGCGUGUGACGAUACCGACAUUCCUUCGCCCGCAUACACAAAACCGUCGUCGUCUGGAGAAGAACCACCACCAACUGCCGUUCCACCGUCGUUCUCGUCCCCGAACCCUCUGACGUUUGCCCGCCGCCGCCGCCGCGUCUCCCGCACUCCAAGGUUGUGUCAGUCGACCUCCCGCUGGACACAAUUGGCCACGUGACAAUCUCGAGGGAUGCCAAACCGCACCCGUAUCCAUUCCACACUCAGAUGAACCUUUCAAAGUGGCAAUGAGUGCUGUCGGAGGUCAUCCUGCCACUCCCACCGCCACUCUACGGGACACACAAGAGGAGGUCGAUGAGGAAGAGAACAACCACCACCACAAUGACGAUCCCAUCUCACAUCAGUACAAACCGCCGGCAUUGCCUGCAGAUCUACCACGCUCCCUAGACGACCGGAUGUCUUUCCCAGGUCACCACCAAGAGACCGAGUACUACGAUGCCUGGCAAGGACAAUCCCAAUUCUUGACGGCACCCACGAGUGCAAAGCCCCUCACAUUCAACCUGGCCCUCAAUGAACCGGACGACGAUGGCGCCUUCGGGCAAGGGUUCGGCAACGAUGAGGCACGGAUGGCGGAGAUGCUCGCAGGCUCCACGUCGAAGGUGGGAGACGCUGGGGAACUCGAGGAGGAGGCGAUUCUGAAUGACGAACAAUUGUCCAGCGAGGAAAAGACAAAGUCUCUACAGGAUUUCCUGUUCAUGGCCGCAUCGAACGGAGACGCGAGGAGGGUACAGAGGCUGGUCAGAGGCGCUGCGUCCAAUCUCAUCCGCAUAGACGAGGUCGACGCGGAAGGGACGCCGCCGUUGGUCUACGCCAGUUGCUUCGGGCAUCGGGAAGUCGUGCUCUCACUGCUCAACGCAGGCGCUACGGUGGACAGCCAAGAUCGGAACCAAUGGACGGCGCUGAUGUGGGCGAUCACAAACCGUCACAAGGACAUCGCCAAAAUCCUCCUCGAUCACGGCGCCUCCACCGACAUCAAAUCGUCGAGCGGUAGGACCGCUCUCGACUUUGCCCCUCCGAACAGCGAGAUCUCCGACUUUCUCCAACAUAGUGGAUAUUCCAUCGGCAGCGCCGGCGUGACCGACGACUUUUACACAUCGGGAUUCUCGCAGGAUCGAUUCGAGGAGGAAUUGGCCGAGAGUGAAAUGCGAAGGCGCAUGAUGAUGGAAAGCGCGAUCAACCUCGAAGUCGAUCUUGGAAACCUCGGAUUGGACGAACAGCCCGAAUCUCCCGACGAAAUCGAAGAAGGUCAAGAAUUCGUCUGGGAUCGGUGCUUGAACGAUCAAAUGUUCGUCUUUAUGGAGAGCGACAUCGAACGGAUACUGGAUGUGGUCGUGACCAACAUGACCCCACAACGCUCCGCUUCACAGAAACCCGUCCCAGCGAAUAUCAUCUUCCUCGGUGCCCGCUACGCCCACUACCACGCAAACGCCGAACUGCUGGCGGAAUGGUUGGAAAUGUCACAGGAUAAGAUUUAUGCGGUGGUCGAUCGCCACCAAUGGGACAUGACGAUUCUCGCGUUUUGGGUGUCGAACGCGACUCUGCUGCUGUACUACCUCAAAAAGGACGCCGGACUCGCGGAAGUCACGACGCAAUUCCAAGCGCAAAUGGCCGAGCUGUUGCAUGAAAUAUACAUCCUCAUCAUCCGUGAUGCGGAGAGGCGAAUGGAUAAGGUCUUGGACACGGCGAUGCUCGAUCACGAGACCAUCCCCGGAUUCGAGGACAUUCACUUCCAGAACGAAUGGAAAUUCCUCCGGACGAAGAAGACCGUCAAGCCGGAACCGGUGGACAAGCGCUUCCGACCACCCUCCCCUCGACGGAAAGCCCAGACAUCGCCUCGAAACAUCACCUCCCUCCUCUCGUCGACGCUGUUCGUCCAAGACCUGUACGACGUCCACCCCGUCAUCACCGCACAGAUCCUCUCCCAGCUAUACUACUGGCUGGGCGCCGAGAUCUUCAACCGCAUCAUGUCCAACAAACGCUACCUGGCGCGCACCAAGGCCAUGCAGAUCCGCAUGAACAUCUCCAUGCUCGAGGACUGGGCGCGCACCAACAACCGGCUGCCGGAGCAGUACGAGAACGGCUCGAUCGCGCCCUCGGGCGAGGCCACCAUCGACGCGGCCCGCCGCCACCUCGCCCCGGUGGUGCAGCUCCUCCAAUGGCUGCAGUGCUUCUCCUCGCUGGGCGAGGACCGCGAGGCGAUGGAGACCACCCUCCAACAGCUCCCCUCGCUCUCCACGAAACAGCUCCUCCACGCCGUCAAACACUACCGCGCCGAGGUGGGCGAGAAAUCCCUCACGCGGCCCGCCUCGCGCCACAUCCAGGAGGUCAAGAGCCGACCGCGCGUGACCUCCAACGCCUCGCACUCGAGCGGCCACAACCACAGCCACAACAGCAACGAUGCCACACAACCCUCCACCUCCCGGCCCCCCUCCUCCCUCAUCGACGCCAACCACCCCCUCACCUCCCCGGCCCCCAACCCCCCCACGCAACCCUCCGCCUCCGACCAAGACGCCGACCUGCCGGAGACGAACCUCAUGAACCCGGCGCUGCUCCUGCCCUUCCACCUGCCCACCUCGACGGACAUGCUGGUCAGCUACGGCGCGGGCUUCGGCGGCGUGAACAAGGAGCGCGAGCGCCGCUACAUCCCCUCGGUGCCGCCCGAGUUUUUGAGUAAGCUGGACCCCGGCGCCGGGAACCGCCAUUUCGUCAACGGCAUCUACGACGCGGAGCGGUUCAGCGAUAGCUCUUGAGGGGUUUUCGGUGGGAGGAGGGGAGAUGGAGAGACGGAGAUGGAGCAGAGGAGAUGAGAUGAGAGAAAAAUGGGAGGAAAAUGGGAGGAAAGCGUCUAGAGAAAAUGAAAAUUCUCUUCUUCUUCGUCUUCAUCAUCAUCGUCGUCGUCGUCGUCGUCAUUGCUAUUGCCAUGUUUGAUUCGAGGAAUGGACCACCAACGACGUGGAAAGUCGGUCGUCCUCUUCUCCUUAUUCUUCUUCUUCCUCCUCCCCGGAUAUAUGACAGCAACUCGUUUUCCGUCUCCAUCCUACUCCUGGCCUUACCUUCGCGCCUUCCAUCCUCUUUCCCUUUUAUUAAUCCAACGCGCCUCU
Messenger RNA from Dissoconium aciculare CBS 342.82, 3320 nucleotides. RefSeq lists its product as uncharacterized. The transcript has a single exon. NCBI's taxonomy places the organism in Eukaryota, Fungi, Ascomycota, Dothideomycetes, Mycosphaerellales, Dissoconiaceae. Gene Ontology annotation, molecular function: GTPase binding. The coding region runs from base 447 to 2969 and encodes 840 amino acids. The record is from RefSeq and is a predicted model, not a curated record.